GGAAGCCCAGUGCUUAUAACUGAUAGGAGCUAACCCCCAAACCAGACAACUUCAUAGCACUGGUACCCACCACCAGAUCAUCAAGGUCAACAUGCACAAUCUGGACUAUAAACACGUGUUCAUUUCGCUGUGCAUUGUACAGCUCUUCACUCUCAAUGAAGGGCGCCCCCUAAGGAAAAGGACGGUAAGUGAGGUCCAGCUCAUGCACGACCUCGGGGAGUUCAAGCAGGAUCAGGAGCGUCGGCAGUGGCUGCAGAUACGGCUCCAGGGCAUCCACACCGGCCCGACAUGGGGCAGCAGCGGGGAAGCCGACCGAAGGAGGAGGCGACUGCGUCCCGACGAGCUGCCUGACCUGAGCACCAUGACACCGGAGGAGAUCCAGUUCGCUUUGGACUUAUUGGAGCAGCUCCUCAAGUCAAAGCAGUCAUGAUUUUGAUUGAUUUUAGUUCAUCUUCGACCUUCGCAGCAACAUUUCCAUCACACUUUUUUAUUGAAUUUAUCCGUUUUCCGUCUGAAAAUGUUUCUAGUUUUCUGAAUGGGUCAGUCUUUUAUUAAAAUUUACUUUUAUUUUAUUUAUUUUAGAUUAUCUAUAUUGAUUUUAUUUAUCAAAUUGAUAUUUAUAAAACUGCUAAAGGGAAACUUGACUUGGGAAGCUUCCCUGUUGUGUAUGCAUAGUUUGAUCACGCACCUUGAUUUAACAGGUGUAAAUAGGUGUAAACCACUCGUAAAACUACUUCAUCAAACUGAAGGCGAU
Messenger RNA from Cyclopterus lumpus (lumpfish), 754 nucleotides. RefSeq names its product parathyroid hormone-like. Bases 92 to 430 code for a protein of 112 amino acids. The transcript is spliced from 3 exons. Gene Ontology annotation, molecular function: hormone activity. Gene Ontology annotation, cellular component: extracellular region. The record is from RefSeq and is a predicted model, not a curated record. NCBI's taxonomy places the organism in Eukaryota, Metazoa, Chordata, Actinopteri, Perciformes, Cyclopteridae. Gene Ontology annotation, biological process: intracellular calcium ion homeostasis.